This is a messenger RNA of Xenopus tropicalis (tropical clawed frog), 3138 nucleotides long. RefSeq lists its product as uncharacterized. Bases 476 to 2746 code for a protein of 756 amino acids. Lineage: Eukaryota; Metazoa; Chordata; Amphibia; Anura; Pipidae. The transcript is spliced from 7 exons. The record is from RefSeq and is a predicted model, not a curated record.
CCCUGGCAGAUCAAAAAGAAACAAGUACUCACACACACCAUUAACCAGGACUUGGAUUUCAUUAUGGUUCGUGUCUGCUGCAUGCCCUAUGAGCCCCACAAAUGCCGCCCAUCCUCUGACAGCUAGGCAUUAUUCCUCCUUUCCAUGAAAGCGUUACUCGGGUUUUUAUUAGUUGAUAUUUCCUGUAUUCUGGCAAAGUGAUGCACAAUGACAUAAGCAGACAUUUGUGCUGAGGCAUCGCAGGAGUUAAAAGCAUAGCAGGCGUUCGGAUCACCCUACCUGUUGACAGCAGAGGGCGCCCCAGCUGUUGUCCCAGUGUAGCAGGUAACUGACCCAUGUUGGGAGGGAGUGAGGAGAAGGCUGAGCCGGAGGGAGAGAGAGGGGUCCAGGCUGGGGGGAAGCCCGUGUUUAAUAGCUCUCAACGCCUGAACUUAUACAGUUCUUCUGUUCUCCUUGAGCUGCGGCGAUUCCUGUUAUGGGGACAGUGUCUGCAUCAUGGAUCCUUGUGGCAGCGUUGUUGUUCUGGAAUGCCAAGCUAAACGAAAGCAAGGUAUAUUAUAAAUGUGGAACUGUCUUGGAUUCAACAGAAAAGGGCCUCAUUCUUUCUCCUGGUUUCCCCAAUCACUACCUCCCCGGGUCGCACUGUGUGUGGCAGUUCUUCAUCCCUGCUGGUUCUCAGCUAAUUGUGGAAACUCUGGACUUUGAUGUCUUUGAAAGUACAAGCAAUGAUUUCCUAAUGCCCUCUUCAUCCUCAGACUCCAUUGCUCAUCCUAACCAAAAUAAAAAAAAAGAUGAUUCCUUUACUACUGAAACUUCUUUGAUUGGUGACUUUCCUAAAGCUACAACUCAAAAUGUUAAUGAGGUUAACAAUCACAUUAGUAUCUCUCGUAAGAGAUGGGAUAAAACAGAUAAGGGUGAAAACCAGUUGUCAACCUUACAAGGUUUAACAAAGGAACAAGAUCUAUAUCAUUCUGGGGCAAGCACAUCUCAGAAAGUGACCAUAGAAUCAAAUAGUUUUGAUGAGCAAGAAUCCACCAAACCCGUGGAUCUGCCAGCUCCAUUUACUGCAAGAGUAAUAGAGUCAUUGGAUUACUGGCAACCACACAGUGAAGAAGCAACAUCCUUGUCUUUGGAUACUGACAAUGAAAACUCAACCAGCCAGCCUCUAGUGCAGGAUGUAUGCCCUUUUGAUGUACUCUAUAUUUCUGACCUUGUCACUUUCUCCUCUCGUUUCUGUGGAUCCAAUUCACCCCUAAACAAGACCUUGGUCUUUGGAUCUCCUGUAGAGAUGAUGGAAGUCAUUAUGGAACUCAUUACUACAACUAAUCGUGGAAGAGGCUUUGCUAUGCUGUUUACUUACCAGAACCAGACCCUGGUUACAUCUAUGGGUAUUCAGAACAGGCAGGGAGGAGAUGGAAUGAUGUUUCCUGCUGUGACUGCUGCUGCCAUCUCAUUUGCUUUUGUGCUGAUGAUGAUUCUUUGUUUGUCUUACAGGCAAAAAAUGUGUCCCAAAAGAAAUCCAGAACCUGAACAGUCAACGCAACAGUCUAGUGGAAGCCAAAAUGCAGCACUGGAAGCCAGCGAGCUUCAGUUGGUUGUACCCGGUGAAGCUAUUAAGCAAAGGGAACUGGAUGUGGCCAGUUCUGAAGAAGCUGCAGAUACCUCUCACCAGACCCUGCAGGUGGAUCCCUCAUCUUCUGCUGCCACGGUGACUGAUUCCCACAGUGACGAGGUUUUUGUUAUUUCAUCCAGCAGCAACACUCACCAUUUCACUUUUAGCAGCUUCCCAUUACAGGAGAGGAGCCUGAGAAGGAGCGUGACUAGCCCAGCCUCUGUAUCUGACUGGUUGAACCCAGAUUACACAAGUGUGGAUUUAGGGGAAGAGGAUAACAGAAGUGAAAAUAAGGAGACCGGUCCAACCAGACACAGGACCUGGAGUGUUCGCACAUUUAACAGCCUGCUGCCUCCCAUAACCCAGCUUCAAAUGAAAUGGCGUGCACGAACAUCCAGCGGUUCCUUUACCAAACUAGUGGAUAGUGGUGUUAAAGUAACUCCAAAAUCUCCACCUCAGGAAAAUUCUAGAAGAGCUUGCUCUGCAGCACAGAUGGACGGCACUACUAGUCGGCUGUAUUCUGAGUCCUCUGUCAGCAAUGCUUCCUAUCCUCUGACCCGGUCUGCGCAGCUUGAGCGUAAACUUCCAUCUUGUAAUCUCAAGAGAUCACGGCCCUCUAUUGGGCCUCUUAAUGAUUCUUCUGACUGUCUUCACUCCAGCACCUUCAGAAACCCCUGCAUUUGGGACAAUAACAACCUGUAUCAAAAAUCAGCUCUGGAAUUUUCUACCUUAUGCAGAAGUGCCACCACAAACGGCAUUAGAUCUAAGGAGCUCACUGUAGAUCUGGACAUGCCCAAGACUGUUUUUGCCAUUUGUGAGGAGGCAGAUGAUAAACAGCCAUUGGUAUUAGAUGACCAAUUAAGUCCAAGUCGAGACUGUUUGCCACCUGAGAAUGAAGUCAAAUCUAUUACAUGUACAGUAGAUGUUCACUCUUUCGAACCCACAGAGUCCCUUCAUGAAUUCAGUUCUCGUAUAAAUUCUGCUGAUUGUUCCACGAAUCUAUAUACAGAGGAGAUUCCAGGUUUUAACUCAUUCAUGAAUCAGAACAUUCCAUGUGUUGCAAACGCUGCCAAACAAGAGUCUGUGCUAGAUGCCAACUCUGUCUUACCACAGGUAGGUUUAGCUGCAGAAUGACUGCCUUUGGAACCCUGGAUGUCUAUAUAAGAACCAACCUUCAAUUCAUUUGAACUUUGAUACAGGGCUUAAAUGAAAUUCCUUACCACUAUUCUUGGUCAAGAUUGAUUUAAACUCCUAUUACCUGCCCCGGUUCACGUGUUUCAGACAGUUGUGCCAAAUAACACAUGAGGAGUAACUACCACCUUGGCUAGGAGUGCACAGAUUUACUUCCACUUUUGGGUCCACUGGUUUGUACCGAUUGACUUCCACUUCUAAAAAAAAGUGAUAAUGUGUGUAAAGCAGGACAGUUCUAUGUGAUGGUGUUUUGCUAAAUGUUUUUCACUGUUGCUGCAAAAUAUCAAAAAGAAUUGUAAACGAUUGAGAUCACAUUAAAACACCUAUUUAAGUGA